CGCUCUGCAUGCCAGAGGAGAGCGCAAGGCAGGCAGGCAGGGCAAAUCGGCCGCCUCUCUCUCUCUCUCUCUCUCUCUCCCUCUCCCUCUCCCUCUCCCUCUCUUUCUCUCUCUCUUUCUCUUUCUCUGUCUCUCUUGUCUCUCGCCACGCCAAUCCAUGAAAAUGCUUUGGAAACUGACGGAUAAUAUCAAGUAUGAGGAAUGUGAGAUGUUAGUUCACAGUUUCUCAGCGAUGGAUCGUCACGAUGGCACCAGCAACGGGACAGCCCGGUUACCCCAGUUGGGGACUGUGGGUCAGUCCCCCUACACGAGCGCCCCUCCGCUCUCCCACACUCCCAACGCCGACUUCCAGCCCCCUUAUUUCCCCCCACCGUAUCAGCCCAUUUACCCGCAGUCCCAAGACCCGUAUUCCCACGUUAACGACCCUUACAGCUUGAACCCGCUGCACGCCCAGCCCCAGCCCCAACACCCUGGCUGGCCGGGACAGAGACAGAACCAGGAAACGGGGCUUUUGCACACGCAUCGCGGACUUCCGCACCAGCUCUCCGGGCUGGAUCCGCGAAGGGAUUACCGGCGGCAUGAAGAUCUAUUGCACGGACCUCACGGCUUGAGCUCAGGACUAGGAGACAUCCCCAUUCAUUCAAUACCUCACUCGUUAGAAGACGUACCGCACGUAGAGGACCCGGGUAUUAACAUCCCAGAUCAAACUGUAAUUAAGAAAGGCCCCGUGUCCCUCUCCAAGUCUAACGCCAACGCCGUCUCCUCCAUCCCCAUCAACAAGGACACGCUCUUCGGCGGCGUGGUGAACCCCAACGAGGUCUUCUGCUCGGUGCCCGGCCGCCUGUCCCUGCUCAGCUCCACCUCCAAGUACAAGGUCACCGUGGCAGAAGUGCAGAGGCGCCUGUCCCCGCCGGAGUGCCUCAACGCGUCUCUGCUGGGCGGAGUGCUUCGGAGGGCAAAAUCAAAAAAUGGAGGGAGAUCUUUGAGAGAAAAACUGGACAAAAUAGGAUUAAAUUUGCCAGCUGGGAGACGUAAAGCUGCUAAUGUUACCCUGCUGACAUCACUAGUGGAAGGAGAAGCAGUGCAUCUAGCGAGAGAUUUUGGUUACGUCUGUGAAACAGAAUUUCCUGCCAAGGCAGUAGCUGAAUUUCUCAACCGACAACAUUCCGAUCCAAACGAGCAAGUCACAAGAAAAAACAUGCUUCUAGCUACAAAACAGAUCUGCAAGGAGUUCACCGACCUGCUGGCUCAGGACCGAUCUCCUCUGGGGAACUCUCGGCCCACCCCCAUUCUGGAGCCGGGCAUCCAGAGCUGCCUGACCCACUUCAACCUCAUCUCGCACGGCUUUGGCAGCCCUGCUGUGUGUGCUGCAGUCACGGCUCUGCAGAACUAUCUCACCGAGGCGCUCAAGGCCAUGGACAAAAUGUACCUCAGCAACAAUCCUAACAGCCACACAGACAACAGCACCAAAAGCGGCGACAAAGAGGAGAAGCACCGAAAAUGAGGAUUUUUCUCCUCCACCCACCCACCCUGCCCAAACAGCCAGCCUGGCCCUUCCAUGCAUUUCUCUUUCAGACUCCCCCCUUCCUCAUCACCCCAGGCUACAGCUGCAGAAGCUCAGAGAUCUUCUGUCCCAGCCUAUUCACACGGUAGGACUGGAAAUCCUCGCCUCCCAUCCCACCCCGCUCUUCUUUUUCUUCCUUCAUCACUUCCCAGUUCACUCCCAGUUGCUACCCAGUCUGGAGCCUAAGAAAACGAACAAGGCGAUGGAGCCAGCCUAGGAGGGAAAGAGAGAGAGAAAGAGAGUUUUUUUUUGUCGUCUGAGUUUGUGUGAACUUUUCAUUUUUUUUAUACAAAAAAUAAAAUAAACAAACAACAACAUUAAAAAAACAAACAGAACUUUUUUUCUAAAACAAAAAAAAGAAAGAACUAACAUUAAAGAUUGAGAAAUAAUUAAAUAAAUGUGGAGAAAACAAAUGAACUUCGUUGGACUGAAUCACCACCUCCCCUUACACAAACUUCCGUUUAAGAUUGUAGCCAUAUUUAAAAAAAAAAAGCAAAAGAGGCAAAAAGGAUGAUGAUUAUGAUGAUGACAUUUUAUCAGUAUUGUGAAUAAACUUGAACACAAACCACAUGCAGUUCCAUGUCAUGUCUUCAGUUGUAGAACCUCUCUCCUAUCCAAGGUAAAGCGACCAAUUUGAACUUUCUUAUGAUGAAUCCGAUUCACGGUUCUUCUAUAAGGGGAUCAGUGUUCAUGUAUGUAUAUAUUUAUUUAUGUGUAAUUUAAUGGGAAUUGUAAAUAUGGUGAGUCUGUUUGAAGCUUUUUUUUUAUUUAUCUGGUGAUCUCGUUUACCUCUUGUUUAGUGGGUUUUUAAAUCUUCCCCCUUCUUAGUUCCAUCACUGUGGUUCAUGGUUACUUAUUUAGAAAACAGAGGGGGGAGGGGUUUUUUGGAGGGAAGGGGUGGCAUUUUUCUGGGAUUCAUCACUUCAGCCCUGUUGUAGCAUGUUUAAAAAAGGCGACAAUAAAACAGCUAAACAAAUAAAAUAACCUGGAUUUUAAAAAUAUAUUACUAGUUCGACCUUUAGUUUCUCAUUGGUAAAGGGGGGGGGGGGAAAUCACAACCAGCCACUACCACCUGAAAUGAUAUUGGUCCCCCUUCAGGGAAGGUGUUUUUUUUGUUUUGUUUUUUUAAACUGUGUUAGUAGUUUCUGACAACCCCUUAAGUGUUGUGGCUUUAAAAAAAAAAAGAAACAAAAAAUUAUAUCCAGUGUCUUUCUAUUGAAAGCAUCAUCAGAGCAAUAAAUUGAUAUUGUCUAUUCAGAUAAAGGAUUAGGGAUCUUCUCUCUCUCCCCUCCCACCUUUUCAUUUUGAGUUGUCUUUUGGUUCAAAGAACUUCCAUACAUUUGGGACCACCUGGUAUCCUCUAUUUCCACCGGCCAUAUUGGAAGCAGUUAUAGUUGUAUUGUAUUGAGUUGUGCUGGCAGUAGUUUCCAUGCCUGUCAAUGUAUCAUAGUCCUUUGUUGCCCAGAUAAAUAAAUAUUUGAUACGCUU
This is a messenger RNA of Elgaria multicarinata webbii, 3052 nucleotides long. It is a transcript of the gene TFAP2A, whose product is annotated as transcription factor AP-2 alpha. Lineage: Eukaryota; Metazoa; Chordata; Lepidosauria; Squamata; Anguidae. Gene Ontology annotation, biological process: anatomical structure development; regulation of cell population proliferation; regulation of transcription by RNA polymerase II. The transcript has 8 exons. The record is from RefSeq and is a predicted model, not a curated record. Gene Ontology annotation, molecular function: RNA polymerase II transcription regulatory region sequence-specific DNA binding; DNA-binding transcription factor activity, RNA polymerase II-specific. The coding region runs from base 158 to 1504 and encodes 448 amino acids. Gene Ontology annotation, cellular component: nucleus.